Messenger RNA from Cyclocybe aegerita, 1497 nucleotides. The record is from the annotation of a GenBank genome assembly. Lineage: Eukaryota; Fungi; Basidiomycota; Agaricomycetes; Agaricales; Hemipholiotaceae.
AUGGCUUCGAAUUUAGCAAAAAUUAUACGUCUUGAAGAAGAACUAGAACUGGUCAGGAAGGAGAGAGAUAGGUUCCGGGAGGCAUUGGCAGCUGCUGAAAAUGAGGUCGUGAAGAGAAAACUCGACUACUUGGACCUGCAGAACGACUACGAACGCGAAAGGGUUAAGCGUAUCAGACUGGAAUCGCAAGGGCCUGCUGUAAUGCAACACGAGAAGGUGAAGGCGCCUCUUUCUGUCGCGUCGUCGACGUCGACAACUAUUCAGACGUUUUUACGAGAGGAGGAUAGGAAAAUUCCGAAGGUUGUACGGGGGCAAGGGGAUUCAAUAGCAUCGAGUCCGGAAAUUAUCGAAAUUGGACCAGAAGACAUGUAUCCAGACCGUGAAGAAGCUAGCGGCACCCUCGACCAGUCCGCCGCCAGACCUGUUCCAAGUGCGCCCGACGAUUCCGAAUCGAUGUAUAUGCCUUCCCCUCCUCCCUCUCCGCAGAAGCCAGAACAGUCACAACCGACCAUCGAACGCGCCCUGACACCUUCAGCUCGAACAUCGUCACCAAGCCCAGGCCCAUCCAAGUUCCCUGAGGAGGAAGAGGAGAAGAAGAAAGGCACUUUUAAGCUCAGUAAACGUCAAGUCUCCAAGCACCUCGAAGGAGCAAAACGACCGACCAUCUUCCCGCCUCCUGUUCCUGUACGCGUUUCACGGAAGGCCCUUACGGAGAAGUACGGUUUGGCUGGACGAACGCUGCUCUGGAUAUCGAAGGACAAAACGCACAGAUUCCUGCUACCGACCUCUGACCUCAAUCCUGAAGCACCUCGUAAACCCGGAGAGCCAGGCUUGCUUCUCAGCUGUCGAGAGGAAAUGUGCAAGGGCGGUCCGUGGACGCUGUUCAUUCAAGUUCCAGGAGGCAAGCUCGUUCGUUACGACUAUGCUGGCGAAUAUACUUGCCAUGUUGUUGGUGCUAUGACUGCGGACGAAUUUACGGGUCAAGCGUUGAACGUAAAGCUGAAUUGGGGAGAUUCCGUUCUAAAACGACGACGCCAUCUCGUGUAUCGGCAGCUACGAGCCCGGAUAGCGUUACGAAAGCGGUUGGGUGACGAACCCACGCAAGAUCAGAUUCAGCAAGAGACCAAACUUAACAAGGACAAAGCGUACAAAGAUGGCUUGACAAGAGAUGAUGUUCUUGGGGCAUUCGAACGUGGAGAAGAGGGAAUCAGCAUUGUCAGAGUCGAAUGUAGUUCGUACAGCCACGAAAAGGCCCGUGCGUAUGCAGACGCACAGAAGACCUCAGAAGCCGCUGAGUGUCAAGGGCCCGCGCGGAUACGCAAGAAGGGCACGCCAAGGACAGCCCUGCCCUCCAAACACGCUCCUCCAUCUGCUUCUCCUACGCCAACGCGGAGUGCACGAGAGAGGAAGAAGACGUACAAGGUCCUUCAGAUGGAGGAGCAGGAGAGUAGCCCGCUCACGAGCGAAAGUGAACUGGACAAGCGCAUCUCUGAUUGA